GCUCCAUGAAGACUGAAUGAAUCAUGGAGGACAGAGAAACAUUCAGAGAUGGAGAUGUUUCUCCAGCAUUCAGUCAAUUCCAUUUGGAGAAAUCAAACUCACUGGAGCCCAGCUGUGUGUCCAUGAAGAGUGACUGGUCUAUGGGAAUACCACCAGAAUUUAAGGGAAAACACACACCAACUGAUCUGAGUCAAUUACACAGGCAGAGAUCAAACUCACCGGAGCCCAGCUGUGUGUCCAUGAAGAGUGACUGGUCUAUGGGAAUACCACCAGAAUUUAAGGGAAAACACACACCAACUGAUCUGAGUCAAUUACACAGGCAGAAAUCAAACUCACCGGAGUCCAGCUGUGUGUCCAUGAAGAGUGAAGAGGUAGAACACACACCAACUGAUCUGAGACAACUCCUCCCGGGAAACCACAAUGGGAUAAUCACUCAAAACGAAACAGACUUCAGCGUCACUGAUUUUACCUUCAACCCUUGGUUGAGCACAAGAACGAGUCACUGCACACGCGACGAACACUUCUGGAUACUGUCGCGCACUGUCAUCUGGACCACCAGUACAGGACGGUGCCUCAGUCACAACCAGAGAGGGCGAUUGAUUAACCCAAACGCGUCCGCCGGCUAA
Messenger RNA from Rhinichthys klamathensis goyatoka, 626 nucleotides. RefSeq lists its product as uncharacterized. The record is from RefSeq and is a predicted model, not a curated record. Bases 24 to 626 code for a protein of 200 amino acids. The transcript is spliced from 5 exons. Lineage: Eukaryota; Metazoa; Chordata; Actinopteri; Cypriniformes; Leuciscidae.